UCUUGCCAUCCCAUACCAGUGUCACCGUGGCGCUCCUAGGCCUGGGCCAGACAUCAGCAGUUUGGGGCACAGAGCAGCAGGGACUCCCGCAGGAAGGGAGCCGCCCUCCCGCAUGACAUCCCAGCGGGCCAGCGAUUAAACACAGCCCGAGUCACAGGUGCUGUAGGCUGAUCUUCAACUCGCAUUGAAGGUCAAAGUAAUUUCAGCAUGGGGCAGAGCCUGGCUCUGCAGCAAGUAUCAUUAAUCGUCCUUGCAAUACAGUCGUGGUGUCCAAGGGCACGGCCCCAAGUUUUGCAGCAGUUGCUGUUUGGGUUGAAUUCAAGUCCUAACAGUGACAUGCACCAUUUCCAUUGCAGUUUCAUCUCCUCAGAGAUUUUUACAUGCUUUAAUUAGGAUUUUAACGGCUUUCUUUGAGGUGCCAAGAGGCAAGGACCACAAGUGACAAAUGACUGUCGGCUGUUCCUGUUUCUAUUUUGGGCAGGGAGAGAACCAGGCUUUAAAGCAACAGAAAAGCAGCUUAUGGUGCCUAAGGCUGCACCCAGCGACGGAGAGGCGACAGAAAUGGAGAAUGGCACCGCAGGCAAAGCACCGUGCCCUCUCGUGGAAAACUAUAAAUAUAUCCUGCUCCCCCUUACUUACAGCUCUGUCUUCGUGCUGGGGCUGCUCCUCAAUGGGGCAAUGCUGUGGCUCAGCUGCUGCCGUGCAAAGGAGUGGACCUGCACCACCGUCUACCUGGUGAACCUGGCCAUAGCGGACCUGCUGUACCUCUGCUCUUUGCCCUUGCUCAUUAUCAACUACAUCCUGCAAGACACGUGGCCUUUCGGAGAGCUGCUCUGCAAGCUGGUACGCUUCUUGUUCUAUGCCAACCUGUACGGCAGCAUCCUGCUGCUGACUUGCAUCAGCGUCCACCGCUUCCUAGGCGUUUGCUACCCGAUUCGCUCGCUGCCCUACCGGACCCGGCGCCUGGCUGCCGUUGGCACAGCGGCAUCCUGGGCUCUGGUGUUCCUACAGCUCUUGCCCACCUUCAUCUAUGCUCGCACUGGCGUCAUCAACAACCACACCGUCUGCUAUGACAUGACAAGCCCCGAGAACCUCCACAGCUACUACCCCUAUGGCAUGGCUUUAACGGCAUCUGGCUUCCUCUUUCCUUUUCUCAUCAUUUUAGUCUGCUAUUGCUUGAUGAUCAAAAGCCUGAUCCAGGCAACUGGAGACACCAACCCCACUGGAAGCACUGCCCGAGCCAAGUCAAUUCGAACCAUUCUCCUGGUGUGUGGGCUUUUUGCUGUCUGCUUACUUCCCUUCCAUAUCACCCGGACCAUUUACCUCUUCAUCCGGGUGUACCGGGUAACUGACUGCCAACUUUUUCAACGCUGGAGCUUAUUCUACAAGAUCUGGAGGCCUCUGGUGAGCCUGAAUAGUUGUGUCAACCCCCUCCUCUACUUUCUUUCUGGUCAAACCAACAGAGCCAGGCUCAUUUUGGAGCUGAGACUGCACAAGACAGACCCUCUUGCUAGGCCUGCUGGGAAUGCAAAGGGGACAGAUGCCCAAAGACAGCUUCCCCUGUGCUGAGAAAGCAAAUCCUCAAGAAAGAGAUCCCCGCUAACUUUACGACACUGCAGACUGGUUCCACUUUACAGAGUAUAUGACUUGGAGAAAAGCCAUACAACUCACCUGCUCAAUGAAAGGGAUACUGUGUAACUGCAAUUUCCCUAGCUAAGACAAACUUCGGUGAGGACAAGUUUGGGGAAGAACAAAAGGAAAUAUAUUUAUGAAGGAAUAAUGGACAAGUUGCCAUAAUUUCCUGAAUAAUUUCCUGUGAAUAAUAAAUAAAGCUGAAAUGCACCCUUUCCAAAAGAUACAUCUACUGCUUCUAACUAUAAAGAGGACCGUGAACACAAAUGAUGGUGAACAACCAAGGAAGAUGCACCAUCACAGAGGUAAGCAGUCACCUACAGUCAUUAGUUCAGUACCAAACUUUUAAAAUGCUAUGAGUGUUCUUUAAAAAGCUAACUCAAGGAUGACAAUUGCUUUCACCCCCUUUAUUUCCUUAGCUGGGUCUGUCACAUCAGCAUCUUAACUGAAAGGAGCUACCUUACUGCUGCUAAUCAGGACGAACAGCCCUAAAUGCGCUACGAAAAGAGGUCUUUGCCUUACAUAUCACGUUCCAGAAAAUGUAACAACUGAAGUUAUUCUCCCAGGCAUCUUCAGACACAGCUUAGCUGUCCUGCAAAUCAUAACAGCAGCAGGAGCCAAUAUUUCUGGGCAGUUCACUAGCCAAGUAGUUCGGGUUUGCCUAUCCUAAGACACUUAGAAACAUGAACAUUGUUCAUAUGAUCCCCUCUCAACCUAC
Struthio camelus australis is the source of this 2350-nucleotide messenger RNA. RefSeq names its product P2Y purinoceptor 3-like. The record is from RefSeq and is a predicted model, not a curated record. Gene Ontology annotation, molecular function: G protein-coupled receptor activity. Gene Ontology annotation, cellular component: plasma membrane. Lineage: Eukaryota; Metazoa; Chordata; Aves; Struthioniformes; Struthionidae. Gene Ontology annotation, biological process: G protein-coupled receptor signaling pathway.